Messenger RNA from Caenorhabditis elegans, 969 nucleotides. RefSeq names its product Conserved plasma membrane protein (gene C30F12.3). Lineage: Eukaryota; Metazoa; Nematoda; Chromadorea; Rhabditida; Rhabditidae. The coding region runs from base 91 to 885 and encodes 264 amino acids. The record is from RefSeq and is marked reviewed. Gene Ontology annotation, cellular component: endomembrane system. The transcript has 7 exons.
UCAGGGUACAACAAAAAGAAUGGAUAAGUAUACUCAAUAGAUUUAUUUCGAUAAAUUUGAAUUCGAAGUUAUCUCUGAGAAAAGUACAAAAUGCGUUCUAUAAGGAAAUGGAGUGGUUCUAGACACAAUCGGCAAUCGUUGCAAUCAGAAGCUACAACAUGCAUAAUCAGUGAAUGUGAGUACGAUGAGGAACAACGAGGCGACCGAAUUUUUAAUCCGAAUCAUGAGAAAUACCUGUGUUGUUGUGGUCAUGCACAUUCUUUGACCGGAAUGAAAAUUGUAGCAGGAAUGUUGUGUGUUACCGUAGUUUUCGAACUUUGGCAUCUCAUUGUAUCCAUCUUAGCAUCGGAAUUGGUCGAAAGAGCGGAUGUAACUGGAGCAGCUAUUCGAUUUUUCGCUGGUGUCUUCAUUGCAGGUACAGUACUCUGGGCGAUUUUCGCGCAAAGAGCAGAAUUUCUUGUGCCGUAUCUUCUGUUACAGGGUGCUGGGCUUGCCAUCGGCCUUAUCUUUUUCGUUUCAUUCAUGUAUAUCGGUCUUUUUGGAGACAAAAAAGUUGGCACAACAGUCCUUGGAUCAUACGGUAUUCCAGUAAAUCCACGUGAUGAGACAGCGUAUUUCAAUUAUGCUGCCUGGUUGAUGGCUGGAUCAUUCGCGAUUGUCAUAGUCCUUCAAAUUUGGAUGAUGAUGAUUGUUGUCGCGUGUUGGAGAUUUUUCAGAGACAAACGUAAUAACGAGAAGAUUUAUAAGGAAGUGGUGACGGUGAAGAAGAUUCAAUUGCUAACCCGAAUGAGAAUAUCCCUUUCCGCGGAAGCUCUUGGUUCCGAAUCAUCACAUACAAAAAACUGGGUCAAGAACCGCUCUUUUUCUGCGUCUCUCGAUGUUUAACGCGUUUUCCUUAUUUUAUUUAUCUUCAAAUUCUCCAUGUACACAUCCAUGCACACUUGUUGAAUAAAAAAUUGGAAAAAUCGU